Messenger RNA from Candidozyma duobushaemuli, 1383 nucleotides. RefSeq names its product tRNA 1-methyladenosine methyltransferase subunit. Bases 1 to 1383 code for a protein of 460 amino acids. Gene Ontology annotation, biological process: tRNA methylation. The transcript has a single exon. The record is from RefSeq and is a predicted model, not a curated record. Gene Ontology annotation, cellular component: tRNA (m1A) methyltransferase complex; nucleus. Lineage: Eukaryota; Fungi; Ascomycota; Pichiomycetes; Serinales; Metschnikowiaceae.
AUGAAGAGCAGAACCACGAUUACGCCAGGGCAACAUGCCUUGAUUCGAUUGCCUUCAGAGGGACUCAGAAUUGUGCUUUUGAGGGAGGAAGGUACCAUCUCCUUGGGAAAAUUUGGUGCUUUCAAAGUGAGCUCCAUCUUGGGACACCCAUUUGGCACAACUUUUGAGGUGAGAGAUGAGCAAGAGGCUGUUCCAAUUAAGUCGUUGACAAGUCAGGAGGACAAGGCCGAAGUGGAAAAUGAAGAAGACGAAGUUUCUGAGAAGGAGGCCCUCAUAAAGUACUUUGAGAAGUCCGCUGAGAACAACCAGGACAUUAUCAAUGUGGGGCUGAAGAUCCAGAAACUUGAUAACAAGCAGAUCGACGAUUUGAAGAAGCUGGGAGCCUCCAGUGAGAUCGGACAAAAGAUUAUUGAACAGAUCAUCGCUGGCCAUGCAGCGUUCGAUAAGAAGACCGUCUUCUCUCAGCAGAAGUACUUGAGAAGAAAGCAGAUGAAGUUUUUGCGUCGCUUCCAGGUGGAGUACCUUGGAAGCUCUCAGCUCCUCCAGUAUUUCAUUGAAAAAGAUAUGCAAAAAGUGUUGGAUAUGAGCGAAGAAACUCUCGGACUUUUGCUCAGUUACGCCAAUGUGCGUCCAGGAGGUAGAUAUCUCGUCUUGGACGACACCUCCGGUGUUGUUGUCUAUGCUAUGAUGGAGAGAAUGCAAGGAAGGGGCCAGAUUAUGCUAGUUCACGAGAACGAGCAUGCCAACUUGGCUGCCUUAAGAUACCUGGACUACCCUGAGGAGCUUCAGGAACAAAUGAUAACACCCCUCAGUUGGCUCCAGUUCCUUGAGCCUGAGGACGAAAAGAUUGAAUGGCUGGAGCUUCCUCAGGAGGAGAUUGAUGCAUUGAAGCCGAACAAGAGAUUGCAGUACCACAGAAGACUGAAGAAGGCAGCAGAUAUCAAUAAAGCUUUGGACUCAGUGCUUCAUGGAAACUUCGACGCCUUGGUCUCGUGCUCUACUUUGAGCAUUCCGUCAUUUUUGCCCCACGUCAUUGAGAGAGUCGGCGGCUCGAGGCCGUUGGUCUUCUACAGCACAUUCAAGGAGAUGCUCCUAGAAGCCCAACACGAGCUCACGAAAGAUAAGCGUGUUUUGGCGCCAUCCAUUUUUGAAACCCGUGCCAGAGUUUAUCAGACAAUCCAAGGUCGUUUGCACCCUCUCAUGACUUCCAGAGGUUACGGUGGAUAUGUUCUUUGGGCGACCAGGGUUAUUCCUGCUGGAGGACAUAUUCAAGCUGUCGGCAAGGGCUCCAGAAAGAAGGCCAAGCAGGAAGUUCCAGAGAAAGAGGAGCCUGCUAAAGAAGCGCCCGUGAAGGAAGAAGGCGACACCAUGGACACGAACUAA